Molecule: messenger RNA, 162 nt
Organism: Pseudoliparis swirei
Lineage: Eukaryota; Metazoa; Chordata; Actinopteri; Perciformes; Liparidae
Product: serglycin-like
Exons: 3
Source: RefSeq, a predicted model, not a curated record
AUGGGGUUUUCUUGGUCUUGGCAGGGUUUGGGUCUUGGUCAGGGUCUUGGUCAGGGUCUUGGUCUGGGUCAGGGUCUUGGUCAGGGUCUUGGUCAGGGGUCAGGGUCUUGGUCAGGGUCAGGGUCAGGGUCAGGGUCUUGGUCAGGGUCAGGGUCUGGGUCA